Molecule: messenger RNA, 5543 nt
Organism: Grammomys surdaster
Lineage: Eukaryota; Metazoa; Chordata; Mammalia; Rodentia; Muridae
Gene: Wasf2
Product: WASP family member 2
Exons: 9
Coding region: 171-1661 (496 amino acids)
Biological process (GO): positive regulation of Arp2/3 complex-mediated actin nucleation; actin cytoskeleton organization
Cellular component (GO): cytoskeleton
Molecular function (GO): protein kinase A regulatory subunit binding; actin binding; Arp2/3 complex binding
Source: RefSeq, a predicted model, not a curated record
GUAGCGCGCUGAAGGGGGCGUCCGGCUGUGUAGCUGCUCGCGAAGCGGUGUGCUGGAGCGUACUCCGUGGGGACACGGACCGGCUGCCCAGCCCUUCAUGUCGCUGGGGGCGACUGCGCGAGGUCAGGUUGUUUUUCAUCACUGAGAACCUUGCCUGAAGCAGGCCCACUAUGCCGUUAGUAACCAGGAACAUCGAGCCAAGGCACCUGUGCCGUCAGACGUUGCCUAGCGAUACAAGCGAGCUGGAAUGCAGGACCAACAUCACCCUGGCAAAUGUCAUCCGACAGCUGGGCAGCCUGAGUAAAUAUGCAGAGGACAUUUUCGGAGAGAUUUGUACUCAAGCAAGUGCCUUUGCCUCCCGAGUAAACUCCCUUGCUGAGCGGGUUGACCGAGUACAAGUUAAAGUCACUCAGCUGGAUCCCAAGGAAGAGGAAGUGUCACUACAAGGAAUCAACACUCGAAAGGCCUUCAGAAGCUCUACCAUCCAAGACCAGAAGCUUUUUGACAGAAAUUCUCUCCCAGUGCCCGUCUUAGAGACCUAUAACAGCUGUGACGCUCCUCCCCCUCUUAACAAUCUAAGUCCUUACAGGGAUGAUGGAAAGGAGGCACUCAAAUUCUACACCAACCCUUCGUACUUCUUUGAUCUUUGGAAGGAGAAGAUGCUGCAGGACACCAAGGAUAUCAUGAAAGAGAAGAGAAAGCAUAGGAAAGAAAAGAAAGAUAAUCCAAAUAGAGGGAAUGUGAACCCACGUAAAAUCAAGACUCGAAAGGAAGAGUGGGAGAAGAUGAAAAUGGGUCAAGAAUUCGUAGAGUCCAAGGAGAAGCUGGGACCUUCUGGGUAUUCAUCUGCCUUGGUGUACCAGAAUGGCAGCAUCGGCUCUGUUGAAAAUGUGGAUGUGGCUAGCUACCCACCACCUCCACAGUCAGACUCUGCCUCCUCACCUUCCCCUUCCUUCUCUGAAGACAACUUGCCUCCCCCGCCAGCAGAAUUCAGCUACCCUGCAGACAUCCAAAGAGGAUCUGUCCUGGCUGGACCCAAAAGAACCAGCAUGGUCAGCCCUAGCCAUCCACCCCCAGCUCCUCCUCUGAGCUCUCCACCAGGUCCCAAACCUGGCUUUUCUCCUCCCCCUGCCCCUCCCCCUCCUCCUCCAAUGAGUGUGCCACCUCCACUACCAUCUAUAGGAUUCGGGUCUCCUGGGACCCCUCCACCACCGUCACCUCCAUCUUUCCCUCCUCACCCAGAUUUUGCUGCUCCUCCACCACCUCCCCCACCACCAGCAGCUGAUUACCCAAUGCUACCACCUCCCUUGUCCCAACCCUCUGGAGGUGCUCCUCCCCCUCCUCCUCCCCCUCCCCCUCCAGGGCCCCCGCCUCUCCCCUUCAGUGGUGCUGAUGGCCAGCCUGCUGCACCACCACCACCUCUUUCUGAUGCCACCAAGCCCAAGUCUUCGUUGCCUGCCGUGAGUGAUGCGCGUAGUGACCUGCUUUCUGCCAUCCGCCAAGGCUUUCAGCUGCGAAGGGUUGAAGAGCAGCGGGAACAGGAGAAGCGGGAUGUGGUGGGCAAUGAUGUGGCCACCAUCCUGUCCCGUCGGAUUGCUGUCGAGUACAGUGACUCGGAAGAUGAUUCCUCUGAAUUUGAUGAAGACGACUGGUCGGAUUAACUUUCUGCCUGUUGCCCACAUUCCUCUUUCUGUUCCUCCCACCUGCCUUCUCCGAUACAAACUGUAACAGUCUCAUGGGGGGAAGAAAGGAAGGACAAAAAACUGCAAGGGGCCAAAGCCUUCUCUGGAACAACCAAAGAUCUAUCCGAGUGCUUCCUGCAAAUUCCCAUGUACUUCUUCCCCUGUUCCUGCCUGUAGGCUCCUGGGGGUCUGUAGCUGAGCUGAUCCAUCUUCCCCUCAAGUGACUGUUAUAUAUUGACAGGAAGGAAAAACCCUACAGCAGAUCCCUUUGCUUGGGUUUCAGCUGGAGAUAGUGCCUUCCCUGAUAACCGUUUUAACCCAUGGCCUUCCUCAAAACCCUUGAAUUUAGCUACUUCAAAUAAUGUUGUCCACCUCCUGGUCUUACAGCAGUGGGUACAGCCUGUGUUGACGCAGCUGGUCCCUUUUCUGUGCCCUGAAACUAUAAAUUAGCAGGCCAAGUGCCCUGGCAAGCAGACGUCUGUCACAGCCCUGCCCACACUCAGCCUUCUGCAGCAGGUAGGCCUGCUUCUGUUCAGCCUUUGUUCCAGAAGGCAUCAGGCCUCUAAAGACUAUCUCACUCCUGCCCAGAAGUGAUGCCCUUCAGAAGGCUGAGGCUGUGGCCUUCCUCCCAUGCUCCCUCUUGGAGAGUAUGGUGUUUGGGUGUCCUCUGAAUGCCCUCUUCACCCCAGGUGCCUUAAGACUGCACAGCCCAGUUUUAACCUCUAAUACUCAUGACCAAAUUAGCCCUGACACACAGGGACCUGGGCCUCUGCUGACUGUCAGGAGCAAAACUUGAAGGUGUGGCACCACAGAACUGGAAGAGAAUGGAACACCUUGGGUCCUGCCAGCUCAGAAUGCUGAGGCCAAGAUGAGGAGUGACUCUCUCAAGGUCACACAGAUAGUGAUAGAACAAGAGCCCAGGCUUCCUGUUUCCAAGUCACCUGUGUUUCCUGGGACCAAAUAACGAGCACCUGCUGGAGUCUGGGCAGAACAGCCUGGCUCUGUCUACUCCAGAGCUCUCAAAUGCAGGGGUUGCGUUUGGAGGGCUCACAGCCUGUGGCAGCCUCUCUUGUAACCGUUUAUUUCCCCUGUCUGUCUCCAGCCAGUCAUGUGGCAUGGGAGCUGUGCUGGGGGAGCAGAGCCGAGGAGCAGUGGGGCAGCCAGCCUUGGCAGGUGCCUUUGCAGUUCACUGCAGCUCCCUCCCCCUUUUGUCUCCUCAAUUUGAGCAUAGGUUGUGCCAGCUGUAGAAACUUCAGUCCCUUGGGCUGGCAGCCACAGCAGGUACCUGCCUGGGGGGGCCUGGCAGCCAUGGAGAAGGCUGAGAGGCAGAAGGACACGGGUUCUUCUUCCUGCCUCCACCUUGCUGUGCAUGGUGAUGCUGACCCCCUUUACCUCCCUUCCCAGAACUAAUACACGGGUGCUAUUAGUCAGGAAAACUGAGCAACUCUGGCCAGCAGCAAGGUUUCUUCUCUACUGCCCCAACUAUUGUGUGGCCUCUUGUGCUGAAAUCAGCUUCUCUGGCUUCAGAGCCUGAAACAAAGAGAAACAGGAUCUGUCUCUACCCAGCACAGCAAAUGGUUGUAGUAAUUGCCAAAGCCCUCAUAAACCCCUCCGGCUUGAGGAGAGUGCAAUCAUGGCUCUGUCGCCUGCACUUGCUGAGUCCCUCCCCUCUGCCUCCUUUCUUGAACUCAGAGGUAGGGACUAAACAAGCAGGUGCCAGCAGGCCCUCCUGCUGUGGCUACUCCAGAGUGCUAUGUGUCUCCAUGUGUCCGUGUUCCCCCACCCCCCAAAUCCAGUGCCUGGCACAGGGUUUGGCACUCAACUCCAUGCUGUGCGUGUUUCCCACCCUGUGCCUUAGAAGCUGAAGGUGCUUUCAUUAGAACCUUAAAAUGACUUGAUGGUACCCUGGCUGCAGCCCAGCGGGGGGCUGGAGAGGCAGGGGAGGGCAGUGGUCCUUCCAAAUAGAAGUCCUGGGGCCUGGCCAGGCCAGGGUUUGGGCCUAAUGGUUUUUACUAAAUUACUCCCCUCCUGCUCUCCGAUAAAAGGGAGCCAGAGCAGCUCACUGUGGUUCUGUUCCGACCUUGAAGGGGCGGUAUUGGCCUGGCUUCUGGAAUGGACAGAGUCCACCAGGAAAGACUGGGGGCGGGAGGAGAUGGGGAGGGGCCCUGUCUGCGGAAGGUAGGAUUAGAUCAUUAGCUCAGUGACCUCCUAGGGUUUGGAUGUGCUGUGCUCUCAUCCUACAGCUGGUUUGGUAAUGAUCUGCAAGUCCCGGAGAGCAACAGCACAGCUCUGCCUGACGCUCUCAUUAAAAUCCAUGCAGCCCAGCUCUGUGCUUUGUAGCCCAGCCUUACAGAGCCUCCUCAGUGUGGGGGGCUGGUUACCCAGGCAGCUGAGAGGUCCUCCAGACUCUACUUAGGCAUGUGUACCCCCCCCAAAAAAAAAUUUGUUUUUUUAAACAUGCUUCUUUAAACUCAGAGCCCUUUAAAAUAAUAAAGGACCCGGUGUAGGUGGGUGUGUCUGUGGAAUCUUGUGAGUGUAGAAUACAAAGUUUAGUGACUGUUUAAACUGGGCUGAGGCUGCUGGGAAGAGCAUAAAGCAGUGGCCCAUGAGGACUCUUAAGUGCUGAAGCCAGAGCCACCUCCUUUCCCUGCCCAGCCCAGGGGGCCUGCCCCCGUUCCUGCAGCCCAGGGGCCCAGCUUGCAGUUGGUAGUGUCAGAAGUGACUUGUAGCUUUGCCUUGGCUGUGAGAUGAUUUCAUUCCAGGGGAGGGGGUGGGGGGGGAUCCCUUGGAGGCUCAGAGCAGCUGGCCCAGGCUCCGGCUUGCCUCCUGUGGAAGCUUGAGCGCCCUCAGAAACGACCCUGGCCAAUGUCACCGCAGAGCUGAGGCGGUGCUGUCAGGGCUAAUGUGAAGUCUCUUCCCGUGGCGCCGAUCCACUGACUCUCUAGCGCCAGCUUGGACAGAUUGAGGUCUCUGUGGCUUUGGUGACCCUGCUUAAGCAUUCCCACCGUGUCCCUGCUCUGCACUAGGACUGCCUCCUGCUGCAGCCCUUACUUGACCUCGGGGCCUGGGGAAGGAAGCACUGCCAGGGCCAGGCGCUCCAACUCAGGAGAUGUGUCAGCCUUUGGGGGAGGGGGAAUUAAGCUUUGAGCUUGGCUGGUGCCCAUCCGACCUGGGACCAGGUGUUACACAGAGAUGCGCUUCUCCUGUGCUUCCUGCCUCGUUCACUUUAGUAGGGCCUCAGUGAAGACUGAGAACAAUUCUGCUCCUGUGUUAACUUUAUUCAGUUAAUUGACUUGAGAAACUAACUGAUCUUUACUUUCUGCCUAGAUGAUGCACACAUAGGAGAGGAAGCUAUCAUGUUCCCAAAGUGCCUUGUUUUCUCUCAUAUAUAUUUAUAAGGACAUAUUCCAAUAAGUUCUUGGUGUUGCCCAUGUCAAGACUUCUAUGAGCUAAUACAUAGUGGGAAUACUGUCUAAAAAAUGGACCCUUUUCUCGCAAAGGUUGAGGGGGGAUCUGAGCAGUGGGACGAAGCCACCCCCUUCUGCCCGUCAUACAGGUAAAAGAACAUCCACAAUUUUUUUUUUAAGAUAGGGUUUCAGGUAGGCUGUUGCCGGUCUUGACCUUACUAUGUGGCUGAAGAUGGCCUUGAACUCCUGACCCCCUGCCUCAGCCAUGCCUGGCUAGGACAUCCAAUAUUUUUGUUUCAAGUCUGGUUUCAUUUGCAUCACUGCCAGGCUUAUUGUGUGUACCAUAUUUGUACUCCAGUAACCUGAAGGUUUCCUGUAACUUGUGUAUGCGCAUGAAUACUUUAAAUGCCAACCUUUUCAAUAAUUUGAUAAAGUCUUUGUAGUCACCCAGUCA